UUUUGAAAAACAUUUUAACAAAGAUUAAAUCUUUAGAUAUAUACUGUCCGCUAAGAUUAACAUAUCCCGUGAAUUGUAAAUUUUUGGAAUCAAGUCAAACCACCUAUUAGUUUUGUCACUGACCUAUGAAUAGAUGUGAUACAGACUUAAUUAAAUUCCCCAAGUACGGAUGACUCGACACAUUUGUAAUUGCAAAAUGUAGCCUCAUACAACUUUAAAGAAACAGGCUUUCUGUUCCGCUUUUAUUUGCAAGAGCGAACUUCAGUCGUUCAGACUAAAAUAUCGCAACAACUAUUUUUACGAUAAAACUCUAGGAUUGCUUCAUCUUAGGUAGAAAAUCGACAGUAUGUCGCAGGUCACAGGUCAACUAAAGCGCGUGUGUUUUAUUGGCGGGGGUGUCUCCAGGGUGACUUCCAUCAAGGCUUGCCUGGAAGAAGGUAUGUCCUUGCCCACAGGUCAACAUAAACGCGUGUGUAUUAUUGGUGGAGGUGUCUCCGGGCUGAGUUCCAUCAAGGCUUGCCUGGAAGAAGGUUUACGCCCUGUGUGCUUCGAGCAACAUGACCAUGUCGGCGGACAGUGGCAUUUUUCAGAAAACAUGGAAACUGGCACAGAUUCUCUUUGCAGAAUGUUCUCUGCAGUCGUCACAAACACAAGUAAAAAGAUGACUGAAUUCAGCGACUUUCCAAUGCGAAAGGAUUUCCCCACAUUCAUCCCUGCCCGCAAAAUUAACAGCUAUAUUCAAGACUAUGCGGAACAUUUUGAUUUGAAAAAAUAUGUACAGUACGGGAUACGGGUAGAUGACGUCAGCAAAGCAGACGAUUUUUCUCAAAGCGGACAAUGGAAGGUUACAUAUACAUAUGCAAAAGAAAUAAGCCACCAAAAGACUGAGAUAUUUGAUUGCGUAAUGGUGUGCAAUGGCAUCUUUAAUGAGCAGAAUUGGCCCCAUUAUCCUGGAUUGGAGAUGUUCCAAGGGGAAGUUACACACGGGGGAAACUACUUCCACUGCGACCCAUACAAAGAUAAGAACGUUUUAGUAGUCGGCUCUUCUUUUUCUGCAGCAGACAUUGCCGUCGAUCUAAGUCGCGUGGCUCAAAAUACAUAUAUAAGCACCAGACGUGGAUUUUGGAUAAUGCCACGACUUCCAGACGGACAAGAGCCAUGGGACAUGACGCUUUUCUCUAGACCACUCAUUAACUGGCUUCCGUGGGCAUUGAGGACUCGUGCGUGGGGAAAUGUCCUGAAAGAACGGUUCAACUAUCAGAAAUUUGACCUCAAACCUCACAAAAGGUUUCUCAGUCAAUCGCUGUGCAUAACAGAUGAGCUUCAAAACAAGCUGCUAUAUGGGCAGGUCCAAGCAAAGCCCUCCAUUUCAAAGUUCACUUCAAGUGGGGUGACAUUCACAGACGGAACCAGCAUAGAAGACUUAGACGCUGUUAUAUUUGCUACUGGAUACAGACUAAAGUGCGCCUUCAUUAAAGAUAGUCAAGUGCUUCCAGAAAAUUCAGCAGAAAUGGAGAUGUACAAACAUAUUUUCCCCGUAAACAUCAAACAUCAAACCCUUGUGUGCAUCAACUAUCUACGGGUGUUAGGCUCCGUUCUUCCCACGUCCGAACUUCAAGCACGUGUCGCCGCUCGCGUGUUUUCUGGGAACUUAAAGCUCCCAAGAGCAUCCCACAUGAAACGAGACGUAGCGGAGAAGAAAUCUGAGAUAAUAAACCAGUGGGGGAAUUGCACCGUACCAAAGGAAUUUGUGUAUUUCUACUAUGAGGAAUUGGCGCAGUUAUUAGGAGUCAAGCCCCAAACGUGGAAGCUUCUUGUCACAAAUCCAAGUUUGGUAAAAAAACUCAUGUUUGGUCCAGUGACGCCUGCGCAAUACCGCCUCCAUGGACCCCACGCCAAUUUUGACGUCGCGGCACAAUCUAUUUUAGACACAUAAAUUAUAAUGUUGGUGUUGUCUUUGAAAUUUGGACUUACAUCAGAUGAAUGUAUUUCAUGUGUCAUUCCUAAACCUAUAAGCAAGCAUGUAUGUAGUUCGUGUUUGUGAUUGUUACUUGAAUAUACAGGAAUGCUACAGUUGAGUUUGGCGUUUGCAUCUUGCCGAUUGUGGUGACUGUAUAUUUGAUCCAUAUCAUCUACUACUAAAGGAAUCAAGAAUUUCAGACUAACCGCUAGAUGAAGUACAGCGACGCUAAAAUCGAGCAUUUAGGGCCUUUUUAUGUAGAUGUCUACCUCACAGAAGAGGUGCAUCAAUUAUUUUUUAUCCAAGUUUUUUAUAUGUUGCAGUUAUUUGCCCACUAAUUAAAGAAACAUACUUUCUAGACUGCUAGAUCGAAGCCAGUCUAGAAAAUGUGAUUCAUUGGCAAUACAUAUGUACAAGAUCGACGUUUUAGACUAAAAUUUAACUAUAGUAUCAAUUGCGCAUCACGAUGAAAAGGACACAAUGAUUAGGAAGAGUCACGAUUCUCGUUUUUAAAUUUUGCUAAAACUACAAUAAUAAUUCAAAAUAUUUUUACACGAAGAUUGAUAUUCAGACAUUAUUAUAAUCAAAAUACAUAAUCAGGAAUUUUGUUUGACCUGUGAUUCGUGUCAAUACGAUAUAGGGUCGUUUAAAAUGUGUCUGUUUAUAUGUCAGUGUCUCAGUAUACACUUUGCCAUAUCACGUAAAAAUGAUGAGUGAUCUGGAAUGGAUUCCAAGAAUUUUUCGUCAAUUUUCUAUUUUUCAUGAUGUGCAGACUAAGAGUGAGUCAGCAUAACCUGUGGUUACAGGUAUAUACUCACUGAACCACAUACUCUCAUACUGCUGGGUCGGGGGCAGGGCCUCUUCAAUGGAAGGGGAAGAUUUAUACAUAUAAAUACCAAAAUGUAACAUUUAAGUAAAUUGAUUACAUUUUUAUGCAGAUCUAUACCUAAAGAUGAUGGUUGGGACAAUUUGUAUUUUAAAUAUUAAUUUGUAUCACAAUUUACGUACAUAGCGUGUUACUUAAAUUAAACGGAUGUUGUAAUAAAAUAA
Messenger RNA from Lingula anatina, 3010 nucleotides. Its product is annotated as dimethylaniline monooxygenase [N-oxide-forming] 2-like. Gene Ontology annotation, molecular function: NADP binding; flavin adenine dinucleotide binding; N,N-dimethylaniline monooxygenase activity. The record is from RefSeq and is a predicted model, not a curated record. NCBI's taxonomy places the organism in Eukaryota, Metazoa, Brachiopoda, Lingulata, Lingulida, Lingulidae.